GGGUAACGCUAUGAACCACGGGGACUACGGAAAUAACUUUUCAUUCAAAGACGGCCCUUGUUCCUCCUACAACGGGGGCCAUUACAACAACUACCAUCAGCAGCAGCAUCUUCAUCUGCAUCCACCGAACCAGCAGCACCCCGCUCUGCAGAACCGGGA
This is a messenger RNA of Amoebophrya sp. A120, 159 nucleotides long. NCBI's taxonomy places the organism in Eukaryota, Dinophyceae, Syndiniales, Amoebophryaceae. The record is from the annotation of a GenBank genome assembly.